Molecule: messenger RNA, 747 nt
Organism: Ylistrum balloti
Lineage: Eukaryota; Metazoa; Mollusca; Bivalvia; Pectinida; Pectinidae
Exons: 1
Coding region: 1-747 (248 amino acids)
Source: RefSeq, a predicted model, not a curated record
AUGACAAUAGAUCCAUUGACAGUAAUCCAGUCAACAGAUCCAUUGAUAGUAUUCCAGUCAACAGGUCCAUUGAUAGUAUUCCAGUCAACAGGUCCAUUGACAGUAUUCCAGUCAACAGGUCCAUUGGCAGUAUUCCAACCAACAGGUCCAUUGACAGUAUUCCAGUCAACAGGUCCAUUGACAGUAUUCCAACCAACAGGUCCAUUGACAGUAUUCCAGUCAACAGGUCCAUUGACAGUAUUCCAGUCAACAGGUCCAUUGACAGUAUUCCAGUCAACAGGUUCAUUGACAGUAUUCCAGUCAACAGGUCCAUUGACAGUAUUCCAACCAACAGGUCCAUUGACAGUAUUCCAGUCAACAGGUCCAUUGGCAGUAUUCCAGUUUACAGGUCCAUUGAUAGUAAUCCAGUCAACAGGUCCAUUGACAGUAUUCCAGUCAACAGGUCCAUUGAUAGUAUUCCAGUCAACAGGUCCAUUGAUAGUAUUCCAACCAACAGGUCCAUUGACAGUAUUCCAGUCAACAGGUCCAUUGACAGUAUUCCAGUCAACAGGUCCAUUGAAAGUAUUCCAGUCAACAGGUCCAUUGACAGUAUUCCAGGCAACAGGACCAUUGACAGUAUUCCAGUCAACAGGUCAAUUGAUAGUAUUCCAACCAACAGGUCCAUUGAUAGUAUUCCAAACAAAUCAGAUGUGUGAAAUUAGGUAUAUCGCUGCAAAACGGUGUCACUCGGUUGUCAUAUCUACUUGA